AUGCACUUCCUCUCCGCCACGAGGGCCCUGCUCGUCGCCGCGGUGGCGGCCUCGACGGCCUCCGCGCACAACAUCGUCCUGCCCGCCCACGGCCUCGAGUGCUUCUACGAGAGCCUGCACAAGGAUGACAAGAUGAGCGUCACCUACCAGGUCGGCGAUCGCGAGUUUGGCAGCGCCGGCAACCUCGACAUUGACUUUUGGAUCACCAACCCGGUCGGCCAGUACGAAAUCAACGAAAAGUCCGUCUCCAACGGCGACCACAGCUUCGACGCCAAGUACGACGGCAAGUACACCUACUGCUUUGGCAACCAGCACUGGGGCGCCAACAGCAAAGAGGUCUCCUUCAACGUCCACGGCGUCGUCUACGUCAGCGAGUCCGAGUACAAGUCUGAUCCUCUGGAUGCCGAAGUCAAGCGCCUCUCCGACCUCCUCGCCGAGGUCAAGGAUGAGCAGCAGUACAUUGUCAUGCGCGAGCGCACCCACCGCAACACCGCCGAGAGCACAAACGCCCGCGUCAAGUGGUGGAACCUUUUCGUCAUUGGCGUCGUCGUCGGCGAGUCCCUCUUCCAGGUCUGGUGGCUCCGCCGCUUCUUCGAGGUGAAGCGCGUCGUCUAA
Cordyceps fumosorosea ARSEF 2679 is the source of this 615-nucleotide messenger RNA. Its product is annotated as endosomal P24B protein. Gene Ontology annotation, biological process: endoplasmic reticulum to Golgi vesicle-mediated transport; protein retention in ER lumen; Golgi organization. Bases 1 to 615 code for a protein of 204 amino acids. The transcript is spliced from 3 exons. The record is from RefSeq and is a predicted model, not a curated record. NCBI's taxonomy places the organism in Eukaryota, Fungi, Ascomycota, Sordariomycetes, Hypocreales, Cordycipitaceae. Gene Ontology annotation, cellular component: COPII-coated ER to Golgi transport vesicle; endoplasmic reticulum; endoplasmic reticulum-Golgi intermediate compartment.